CCACUAGACGCCGCUGUGUUUGUUUUUUGCAAUUUCUUACGCUUUCUUCUGUAUUUUCUCUUUAAUCGUACGGCCACAGAUUCCUUGACAGAGGAAAUUGGAAGAGAAGAAGAGGAUGCCGGCUUCCACGUGCGCCUCGGCCUCUUCAUCCGCCGCGAACUCCACUGCCAACGGCGGCAGCAGUGGAGGAGGAGAGAUCAUGCUUUUCGGAGUCCGAGUGGUGGUUGAUUCCAUGAGGAAAAGUGUCAGUAUGAACAAUCUUUCUCAAUAUGAACAGCCUCAUGCAUCCAACAGUGGUAACAGAAUUAACGAAAAAAGCAACAACAAUAAUAACAAUAAAGGAGAUGACAACGGCACCGCCUGUUACGCCUCCGCCGACGACGCCGUUCCUCAAUCCACCGGAAAUCGGGAGCGCAAACGAGGGGUUCCGUGGACGGAGGAAGAGCACAAGCUGUUUCUGUUAGGAUUGCAAAAAGUAGGGAAGGGAGAUUGGAGAGGGAUUUCUAGAAACUUCGUUAAGACUCGGACGCCAACACAAGUGGCGAGUCAUGCUCAGAAAUACUUUCUCCGGCGAAACAAUCUCAAUCGCCGCCGCCGUAGAUCUAGCCUCUUCGAUAUCACCACCGACACGGUAGCGGCAGUUCCUAUGGAAGAAACUCAAGUUCAUCCACAAGGGAACACAACUCAGCCAUCUGAAAUUAAUGGGUUUCCUAUGAUGCCGAUAGCUUUUCCCAUGACUGUUAAUCCGCCGGUUCCAAUGGAAAAUCUAACAUUAGGACAAGGGAAUCAAUCCAAUAAUAAUAAUGCAACAGCAAAGCUCAUCCGUCCUGUUCCUAUUUCCCCAGCUCCUCAGGCAUCUGAUCUUAACUUGAACUUGAAUUCAGUCGUCGGUCCUUCACCAUUGUCACUCCAGCUUUCUUUGCAACCUGAUCAAAAGGAUUCGUCUUCUAGGCAUUCUGCUUUUCAGGUGAUGCCAAGCUUCAGCAAUGGAGACAGCAAUAGCAUCAUCAGUGUUGCUUGAGAAGGAUGACCGCAAAAAUGUCAAAAUUUAUUAUUAGAGGAAAAACAAGAAGAUAAAAGAUAAGGUAAAGUUAGGUGACUGGGUUUGAAACCUUGGUUUUUGAUGUACAGACUAAGUAGGAAAAACCUGUCAUGUCUUGUUGCUUUUGUUGUUUUCUGUUGCUAUUAUAUUAGAUUCUUAUUCAUUUGUCUGUUUUUGCUCUGCUAGCUGACUGAUGUAUAACUGGAUAUAACAAGUGCUGCCUCUAUUCAUUACUGAUCUUGCAA
Theobroma umbraticum is the source of this 1287-nucleotide messenger RNA. Its product is annotated as transcription factor MYB1R1-like. Gene Ontology annotation, biological process: response to gibberellin; response to ethylene. Gene Ontology annotation, molecular function: DNA binding. NCBI's taxonomy places the organism in Eukaryota, Viridiplantae, Streptophyta, Magnoliopsida, Malvales, Malvaceae. The record is from RefSeq and is a predicted model, not a curated record.